AUGGCACAGGACAUGGAUGCUUCAGCAUAUGGCAUGGACGUGAUGGAUUGCGCAGCCCCACACACACUGACCUUGGACAAGAAAGGGAACAUCUACAUCACCUUCAAGGGCGCUGGAAGCAUCGGCGUCUUGCAGAACCCAGCAAACUGCGUGAACCUCGACGGCUGUUGGAAAAGUUUCCCUAUCGCAGCAGGAGCUAAGCCCUUCUACAUUGACAUUGCAACCGACGACACCACCGGCCACCAGUACAUCUAUUUCAACGAUGUCGCUGAUUCACACGUUGGCGUUUUCGACGUUACCCAUGGGCACUUCCCCCCUGCACCACCACGCAUUAUCAAUCUCCUGAAGCAUGGCUUCAACUUCAAUCCCAGGGCAGGCGGCUUGGUGGGUUUAUGGAAUGGUGCAGCCCUGUUCACGGCCUACUCCGAGAAAGGCUUGCUGAUGUAUGUGGACCCAGCUGGAGAUGUAGAGCCCGUUUUCUUGGCGAACCCAUCUGGUAUGACGACAGAUCCGUUGGCCUAUCUCCACAUCUGCGCAACACAUUUGGCGGACAUGUCCAAGCAGGAUAUCACUGUCCUCUCGUCAUCCAACGACUUCCCCUUCAUGGAAACAGAGCAGAGCCCCUACAAUCCAGAUGGCAUGCGGCAGAUCCGCGAUAUUGAUCUUCCGAAGAUUGUCUCCGCGAAGUGCAGCAGUGCGAG
Symbiodinium natans is the source of this 701-nucleotide messenger RNA. The record is from the annotation of a GenBank genome assembly. Lineage: Eukaryota; Dinophyceae; Suessiales; Symbiodiniaceae.